Messenger RNA from Schistocerca gregaria, 1194 nucleotides. RefSeq lists its product as uncharacterized. Gene Ontology annotation, molecular function: protein binding. NCBI's taxonomy places the organism in Eukaryota, Metazoa, Arthropoda, Insecta, Orthoptera, Acrididae. The transcript has a single exon. The record is from RefSeq and is a predicted model, not a curated record. The coding region runs from base 1 to 1194 and encodes 397 amino acids.
AUGUACGGGUCAGACGGGGAAGGGGAUGCGAGGCGCGAGGAGGAAGGGGACGUUCUUUAUGCAGAAGGUGAUAUUGGGGGCUGGACAGGAGGAGACGAGUUUUGCUCGUCUGAAGAUGAAGGGGGAGGUGAUCCGCUGGACGAGCCUUUGGCCGAAUAUGCGUUGCACGAGGAGCCGGUUUAUUGCUUGUCUUUUAUUCCGGAGCCGCGAUCGACCGAUGGUUCGUGGCCGCGGUUUGUGUCUGGCGGCGGGGACGAAGUUGGAUACGUUUUUAAGGCGGGCGAUGCUGAGGACGCGUAUUGUUUGAGAGGUCACACGGAUUCGGUUGUUUCAGUGUCGUUUGGAGAUGAUCCGCACUUGUGUGCGUCAGCGAGCAUGGAUGGUACAUUGAGGGUUUGGAAUGUAGAAACAGAAGAGCUGGUGAAGGUAUUGGACGGUCCGACGGAGAGCAUCGAGUGCGUGAGCUGGUGGAAAUCGACGAUAGCAGCUGGAUCAGGUAGUGGCGACGCUUGGAUGUGGGACGUUUCUCCGUCUGCGGAUGUUUCUUUUUUGCAAAUUUUUUCAGGGCAUUCGAAGGGCGUCAACGACAUCGCGUUCACGCCCGACGGAGCGGCGCUGGUGACGGCGGGAGCCGACGGCGUCUUGAAGUCCUGGAGGCCGGAGACCGGUCAAUGUUUGAACACCAUUGCGAGCAACGAGCAUUUUCACACCGCAGAACUCACGUCUCUCCGAAUCAGUUCGGACGGGACCCUGGCCCUCACCGGAGGGGUGGGCCAUAAGGCGUGCUUGUCCAACCUGCGAACUGGGAGGCCGAAGGCGGAGUUUUUGGGUCACACCGACAGCGUGGAAAAAGUGGAGUUUGUACCAGAUUUUCCGUGGAUUUUGACAGCCGGCUUAGACGGGAAAAUUGGCGUUUGGGAUUUGAACACGGGUGGAAUUCGUCAAUUCAUCGACAACUCGGGGAACGGGAUUACGGGUGGCAUCAAAUUGGUGAAUCAAGUGGUGUUUGCAGCCGACAUGGCUGGAUAUUUGGCCGUGUGGGACGUUCGGUCGGCACGUCAAAUUUGGAAGCUUCGCGCCCACAGAGGGCCUAUACACGCAUUUGAUCUCCACGUAGGCCGCCAGCUCGCGCUGACGGGGUCCGAGGAUUGCCUGAUUAAGCUGUUCAAGACGCCGCCGCUGGGCCCUACUUGA